AUGGGAGAAAAGCGAGUCGCCGCUCAAAAGCUGAAAAACAACCGGGAGCGCAUCUUCCGCAGCAACCACACGGACAACUUACGUCUGGUGCUGCCUCACAUCGCUGCGCUAGCGUGGUCGUGGUAUAGCUUGUGCAUUCCGGCCCAACAGCUGGGUGAGCUUGUGGGGGUCACUGCUGUUGCCCCCUCCCGCAUGAGCGUUUGUGUGUUGGGCUUCAAUGACGGACUGGAUGCAUGGGUACGGCAGGCGAAGCGGAAUAUGACUCUCACGUGCGUCGUCCUCGUGGCGGGGACGUUGCUGGGUCAGUGUUGCGCCGGACCCGCUUUUGUAUCCUACUUACUUCCACCACAACUUGCACCGGUGUGGCUUGGCAUCAGUGUGAUGAGUAGCUGCAAGAGCCUUCUCGUGAACCAUUACUGCUCCUAUGCGGGCGCUUUUUGGCAUCCAGGACUACCCGCCGACGCACAGCAUGCACGGGGCUUUAGCCACGGCAGAGGGACACGAAUACAGACUGGAGUUUACGGGCGUGGACGUGGAGGAGCGGCGGGAGAUGUGGCAGAGACAAAAAAAGGCUCUGGAUUACGAGUGCAACAUGCCGCUCCACCGCAUUUUAAAGCACAUUGGCCACUUUGA
Messenger RNA from Trypanosoma rangeli, 633 nucleotides. RefSeq lists its product as uncharacterized. The coding region runs from base 1 to 633 and encodes 210 amino acids. The record is from RefSeq and is a predicted model, not a curated record. NCBI's taxonomy places the organism in Eukaryota, Euglenozoa, Kinetoplastea, Trypanosomatida, Trypanosomatidae. The transcript has a single exon.